AUGGCUCGGACCAGGGACUCGCGCUCACCAUCGCCUGCAGGAAGCCAAUACGCGAGACGCCGCAAAGACGAUGAUAGAAGGGACCGCCGCGAUGAUGGAGGCAGAGACUUUCGUCGUCGCUCGCGGUCCAGGAGCCCUGGCGAUGUGAGAAGAUACCGCAGAGAACGAGAAAGGGCCGACUCUGACAGGUGCCAACAGCGACGAUACCGAGAUCGCGAGCGCGAUCGCGACUCUCACCGCCGAAGAGAGCGUUCCAUAGACCGAAGAGACGACGACUCGUACCGCGGAGGCCGACGAAAUGACGAUCGCCAUAGAGAUAGCCGAAGGAGGUCUCGCGAUAGACUCGCCGACAGAGACCGAUCUCUCGAUAGACGGCGGCAUCGCGAAGCCGAUAGGGACCAUCGUCCGAGACGCGACGACUCUAGGGAUCGGGCUCGUGCGAAUCGAGAGGGAAAUACUGACUCCCGUCCCCGUAGCAGGCGCGAUGAAGGCGGUCCACGCGGCGCGGCGCCUCUAGAGAAAACCAGCACUCCUGGUAAUGAGGUGAGAUUGAUCACUAUACGUCUUGCAACAUCGAUCGCUAACUCGGAUUCUCAGGCUACUAAGCCCAAGCCCGCCCCAGCCCAGACUGAAGCUGACAAGAAGGCCGAACGACUCGCCAGGCUCGAGGCGUGGAAGAAGAACAGAGAGACCAAGGCCAAUAAAGAGAAUGAGGUUAAUCCAAGUCAGACUAGGAAUCUCCUCGCGGAGAUGGACAAGAAAUCCGUGCCGUCCCCGGCUCCCGCUUCACCAUCUGUCGCAUCGCCCGCUGUCGCAUCACCGGCGGCAUCACCGGCGCCAACGCUCAAUACUUCUGGGACCGCAUCACCGGCUUUGCCUUUCGCGGGCAAGUUCGACCCAAAGGCCAUUGCCAAAAAAUCGGCAGCUUCUCAUAAAAACGCCGGUACGAAUGGUGUUUUGGGGGCUCUGGAAGGCCGGCCCGAAAAGUCCACGGCACCUGUUGCACCGAUCACAAAAGGUACGCCACCACUCCCUUCUCGUGUAAACGCGCAAGGAACGACUAUGGACGGGACGCAUGCUCACGGAAUUGCAGCCUCGGCGCUUCCCGCCAACCGCAAUUUGAGUGCUUUCGGUUUUAGCAAAGCGACUGCCGAUAGCGAGAAGCUCGCAAACAAGCGCAAGCUCGAUCUCGACGAGGAGGAAGGGACGAAGAGGAAACUCACAAAGCUACCCGCACUUCCCCUCGAGGCUGAUGACACUCCCUACGCUGAUCAAGAUGAAGACGACGAGUCAGACGGUGGCAACUUUGCCGAAACGGAAGAAGAGGCUGCCGCAAUCGCCCGUGCUGCGCACGAACGACGCGAGAGAGAGCUGCAAGAGUCUCAAGAAGAGUCGAAGCCAGAUGUCGACAUGCAAGAUGCUGCACCAACGCAAAGUAAUGACCAGACCGAAGACCCUCCAGUCGCCGAUGGGAUGGAAGUCAUGGAGGCUGAAGAGGAUGACGUCGAUCCCUUGGACGCUUUCAUGGCCGAUUUGUCUGAUACCAAAGCCGCCCCAGGUCCCAAGGCAAGUACAUCCACGAAGAAGGCCCAAGAGCCUGAGGCGUACUUCAGUGACGAUGAAUACGCAUUCAAGGCAGACGAUGGCCUCAGCGCCAAUGCAGCUCUUGCCAUGGCAGCUAAGCGCAAGAAGAAAGACAUUCCCACCGUGGACUACAGCAAGAUAGACCUACUGCCUAUACGCAAGGACUUUUGGGUCGAACCAGCAGAGCUUGCGGCCCUCAGUGAAGACGAGGUCACCGAACUUCGCGCGGAGCUUGAUGGCAUAAAAGUCUCGGGCAAAAACGUCCCGAAGCCGGUACAGAAAUGGGCUCAGUGCGGUCUGAAUGAGCGGACAUUAGACGUCAUCGCAGGCCUUGGCUAUGAAAAGCCGACGCCGAUCCAGAUGCAGUCCCUGCCCAUCCUUAUGUCGGGACGUGACGUUGUCGCUGUUGCCAGGACUGGAUCAGGUAAAACAAUGGCCUUCCUCCUUCCUAUGUUCCGUCAUAUCAUGGAUCAGCCGCCUAUCAGGGACACCGACGGCCCCAUUGGUCUCAUUAUGACGCCGACUCGUGAGCUGGCAGUCCAAAUCCAUCGCGACUGUAAACCCUUCUUGAAGGCGAUGGGUUUGCGUGCUGUCUGUGCCUAUGGUGGGGCUCCCAUCAGAGAUCAAAUCGCUGAGCUCAAGCGCGGUGCCGAAAUUGUCGUAUGCACCCCCGGCCGCAUGAUUGACCUGUUGGCUGCCAACCAGGGUCGUGUUACGAACGUGCGUCGUGUCACAUACGCUGUCCUCGACGAGGCCGAUCGCAUGUUCGACAUGGGAUUCGAGCCUCAAGUCAUGAAGAUCUUCGCAAACAUCCGGCCUGACCGGCAAACUAUUAUGUUCUCCGCGACCAUGCCUCGCAGCAUUGAUUCAUUAGCCAAGAAGGUGCUCAAGUCUCCGGUUGAGAUCACCGUAGGAGGUCGCAGUAUCGUGCCCGCAAACAUCACGCAGAUUGUUGAGGUUAUCCCUGAAACUGAAAAGUUUUACCACCUACUAGGACUACUUGGUGAGCUUUACGAAAAGGAUGAGGACGCCCGUACCCUGAUUUUCGUCGAACGUCAGGAGAAGGCCGAUGACCUUCUCAAGGAACUCAUGACCAAGGGAUACCCCUGCAUGUCCAUCCACGGUGGUAAAGACCAGGUGGACCGUGAUUCCACAAUUUCCGAUUUCAAGAAUGGCAUUGUGCCUAUCCUGGUUGCGACGUCCGUUGCGGCCCGAGGUCUGGACGUCAAGCAGCUCAAGUUGGUUGUAAACUACGACCCACCCUCUCAUCAUGAAGAUAUGGUGCACAGAUCUGGACGGACGGGAAGAGCAGGUAACACGGGAACCGCAGUGACGUACAUUUCUGAGGAACAGGAGAACUGCGCCACUGGUAUCGCAAAGGCUCUCGAGCAGAGUGGCGUUCCUGUUCCUAAGCGUCUAGAAGAGAUGCGCAAAGCCUGGAUUGAAAAGGUCAAGGCAGGCAAAGCCAAGGACAACUCUGGCUUUGGCGGAAAGGGUUUGGACCGACUUGACGCCGAGCGCGAAGCCGCUCGUCUGCGUGAGCGCAAGACUCACAAGGCUGAGGGCGAGGAAGACGAUGUCAAGGAGGAGAAGACUGAGGAUAAGGGCAAGUCGGCUGUUAUUGACAUCCAGUCGAAGGUUUCGGCUGUUGUGUCUCGUGCCGCCAACAAGCCCGAAGAGACCAAAGGCAAAGACGCACCCGCUGCUGGCGGCGCCGGAGGCAAGCCGGGACAGCCUCUCGACAUGGUCAGCGCAGCCAUCAGGAAUAUCAACGAGCGACUUGGCAAGGCUGGACAGCUUCGGUCAGGACAGCCUAUUGACAACAAGGGCCCUGACGCUGGCGCUUACCACGCCACCCUCGAGAUCAACGACUUCCCGCAAAAGGCCAGAUGGGCCGUCACGAACAGAACCAACGUGGCCAAGAUUUUGGAAGCUACUGGGGUGUCGAUUACGACAAAGGGAACCUUUUAUCCUGCUGGCAAGGAAGUUCCGGCCGGCGCGGACCCGAAGCUGUACAUUCUGGUCGAGGGUGACACCGAGGUUGUGGUUGGCGCUGCUAUGACCGAGCUUACCCGACUUCUCAGUGAGGGAACCGUCGCGGCGGCUACGGCCGAUAGCCGUGCUCCUGCAUCUGGACGUUAUAAUGUUGUGUAA
Colletotrichum orchidophilum is the source of this 3738-nucleotide messenger RNA. Its product is annotated as DEAD/DEAH box helicase. The record is from RefSeq and is a predicted model, not a curated record. Gene Ontology annotation, molecular function: nucleic acid binding; RNA helicase activity; ATP binding. NCBI's taxonomy places the organism in Eukaryota, Fungi, Ascomycota, Sordariomycetes, Glomerellales, Glomerellaceae. Bases 1 to 3738 code for a protein of 1245 amino acids. The transcript has a single exon.